AUGGCCCCUCUAACACCGGAAGAGCUGCAACAGCACCCCGAGUACAACCAUACUAUCUGGCACCUCAAACCCACGAAGAAAGGCAAGGUCCCCGUUGCCCAAGGCAGAGGCGGGCCAAUCGACAUUGCAUAUGAAGUGCACGGCUCCGGAGAUCGACACCUGGUUUGGGUCAUGGGCCUUGGUGGGAUGAAGUAUGCAUGGCAACGCCAGACAAAAGACUUUGCUCACACAAAAGGCGACCAAUACUCUUCGCUCGUGACCGACAACCGCGGUAUUGGCGAGUCGGACAAGCCCAGAUUCCGCUACUCGACCUCUGAGAUGGCCAAAGACAUUAUUGAAGUCCUCGACCAUCUUGGCUGGGAUAAAAAGCGCGAGCUUCACAUCAUCGGCAUUUCAAUGGGAGGCAUGAUUGCGCAAGAAAUGGGUUUUGUCGAGAACCUGAUCAACCGAGUCAACCUCUUCAUCCCCAAAGCGAUCGACCAACAAAUCGAAAACGUGAAAAAGAAUCUCUACACUCAAGCAUGGCUCGAUUCGCCCGACACUCUUGAGCCAGUAAAGCAAGCCUUCCCAACCAACGGUGACCGCUUCGCAGCCAACGAACUCUGGAAGCGCCAACAGCCCCAGUACUUCCAAAAAGCCGGGUUUAUUUUACAAGCCAUCGCCGCGGGCUGGCAUCACAAGUCACCCGAGCAGCUACAGCAAAUUGCCAAGACGGUUGGCAAGAAGCGCAUCAUGGUUGUUCAUGGUACACAAGACAAGAUGAUUACGUUCCCGCAUGGUGUGGUGUUGUGGAGGGGUUUGGAAAAGGGAGAAGGCAAGACGGGCAAGGAGAAUUGGUUGGGGAUUGAAGAAGAGGAAGAUGUUUGGCAGGAAGGUGAGGUGGAGAAGCAUUUCAUCAAGGGGCAGGGACAUGUCAUUCCGGCAGAGAUGAGGGGAGAGUGUAACAAGUGGUUGGAGGGGUUGUUUGAGAGGGGUGAGAAGUUGAAUCAGGAAGAGGGCGUGUAA
Molecule: messenger RNA, 1005 nt
Organism: Parastagonospora nodorum SN15
Lineage: Eukaryota; Fungi; Ascomycota; Dothideomycetes; Pleosporales; Phaeosphaeriaceae
Exons: 3
Coding region: 1-1005 (334 amino acids)
Source: RefSeq, a predicted model, not a curated record